UUACUUUUGACUGGCAGAGCUUGAGGCCAAUCGGAGCGCUGCAUUGCCUGAGGAAUGUUGUUCAUUGAGCCAAUCAGAGACGCGCGGGGGCGGGGCUUCCCGCAGUUUCCAAUGUUUGGGAAAAGUUGUGCGCUAAACGGAAAUGGAAAAACAAAACUGCGCUUUUCUUUUCGUCCAGUCAUGAGAUAUUUACAAACACAUUUGCACUUUUGUAGUUAUUUAUGGUGUUUAUAGUCAUUGGUAUGAAACUGUAUUCAAUAAUAGUCUUAAACGGAGUUUAGUCAGUGAGAUUAAUGUAUGGGAUUGUGAUCAGAUCAGGGAGUUUGGAAAUGGACGGAUGGAUCGACGGAUGGUUUGUGAUUUUGAACGCGCUGAUAUUUAUCGCGCGAGCUGAAGAUGCUGCGCGUUCUCGUGCGCGCACACACAACAGAUCAACAGCUGCUCGAUCAGACAUCGUCCGAUCCAACCAUCAUGUGGAGAAGUUCCAGCGCAAAAAAGAGAUGAGGCGAAGUAUCAGCUCUUCAGAGCAGUACACUGAUGACGUCAUCUCGGGUCAGUGGGCGGAUCAGAGAACCACGAGAAAUGCGUCACAUCGGAGCGCGGCAAAGCCUUCAGUGUUUGGAGUCUCGUUCCUCAAGUGCGCUCAGGUGGAUGCAGGAAGUGGAACUCCACAGGUGCGAGUGACGCUGGUGGUCAGGAACCCUGAGGAGGGUCAUGACCUCUCGCAGCUCUGCAUUCGUGACUCUGUGUCUGACGUCAUACUGCAGCAGACCAACGGGAGCGUUCAGGAGAGAGGAUACCAGACCUUCAGCAAAGACACACUGCCCGCUGGCUCUCAGUAUGAGUUUUCGUACAGGAUGAGCGUCAAAGAAAACAGGAAGCAGGUUUUGACAUUACCAGCGUUUCUGACCUUCUCCAAUGCCACUCAGAAUGACAUUCAUCUGUUUGGUCCAGUGGUGGCUAAUUUCACUCUGAGGGUAAACACCACUGAGCAGGUGGAUGUGGAUCGCUCUCUUCUCUUCCUGUUCUUCUUGGGUUCGUUCCUCCUGACGCUCCUGCUGGCGUCUCUCAGUGUUGUCAGUGUGAAGCUCCUCCGGCGCAGACGUCUGCUCAGCUGCACUGCGCACACGAGAAGCAGCGUGAAUGAAGAGGCGGGGCCGUACGAGGGAGCGUGUGACAUCACUGCGUCAGCCAAUGAGGAGGCAGCAUUUGAGGAUAAAUUUGUGGAUGUCUUGAUGUUGGAGGAUCCACAAAACAUGAUGCAGGCGCUUGACAGUCUGAACGUGUCGACGCUGUCGCGCGCCGCCGUGGCGCUGGAGCGUGCGCGGGUCCAGAUGUUUAAAGGGCUGGUGUCGGUGCUGCUGGCUGGCGUCGGCGCGGCGGGGCGUCUGAGCGUUCGGGCCGAGAGGCGUGUUCUCGGGGUCGUGCACGGGCAGAUCGUGGGCAUGGAAGGGAAAGUCCAGGAGGAGCACGUGGCUCGGAUGGCGGCGCUCGCGGCUCAGUGUAACCUGGAGACGCAGGAGGAGAUGGAGUCGCUGCAGCACAAACACAUGAGCGAAGCGGCGCACGCGGAACGACUGCUUCAACACGCGCCGCAGAAACAGGACGUGCCGGAUCUUCGCGCUCUGCUGGAGGAGCUUCAUGAGCAGGAGCAGAAGCGUCUGCAGAAGCGGCUGCAGGUCAGACAUGAACACGCGUCUGCGCAGGCACAGAGGCAGCAGGCGCUGCGGCGUCGGACGGAGCUGCACAAGAUCUUGGGCGAGGAGCUGGAGGAGGCCGUCAGAACGGGAGAGCUGGAGAAAACCACCGCCAGCAAACUCCUGCUGCAGUACUACAGCUGUCAGGACGCUCUGGAGGAGGGGCUUGAUGUCCUUCUGGCCAAUCAGAGAGCGCUGCUGGCCGAGCGACACGUGCAGCGCUGCUUCCUGGCGCAGAGUUUACAGAGUCUUCAGGCCAUGACGAGCGACGCCUUCAGCAGCAGCGCCGGACGCAUCAGAGACGCUCGAGCACACGGAGAGUGUUCUGAUGUUCAGCUGGAGAUUCUGCACGUCAAACAGAAUUUAGAAGAAACUGUGUGUCGUGAGCGCAGCGCAAUUCGCUGUGACAUCAUCAAGAGGAGACGACAGCUCCUGUCAGAGAAGGUGUGUGAACACUGGCGUCAGCUGCAGGCCGUCUGUGGUUCCUCUGACAUCACAGUGAAUCAGUACCUGCAGAAAUGGACUGAACUGCUGAUGUUUCAGAACAAUGAACUGUCAGAACUCAUCAAUCACCUGGACGAAGAGACCGCAGCCAGAACACGCAAGGUGAGUCUGUGUGUGCUGCAGACGUCACUGGCGGAGCUGAAGGCGGCGUCUCCGGGAUCUGCACGAUUGCUGCCGCAGACGGAGGCGAUUCAGGAGCGUCUGCAGCGGAGGGGUAAAGCGGCGGCCCGCGAGCUGCGAUCCGCUCAGAGCCGCGUCCGACAGCAGCAGCGGCAAGAGCUGCAGGAUCAGAGGCGCAUCAGAGACGCCUUCAGAGAAUACUGCAGCGCUCUGUGUGUGUGUCAGCGCUCUCUCUCGCAUGAGCAGCGUCUGUGUCUGCAGCUGGAGUGUGUGAACGCCGCGUGUCGUCUGGAUCGAUGUCUUGUGCUGCAUCACGCCAUCUGUGAGCUCGAACGGCUCGGCUCAGACGCCAGUGACCCCGCCGUGACCCUCAGUGACCCCACCGUGACCCCUGCAGGCUCAGAGACAGAGAGGUCAUCAGAGGUCACAGAGCUGCAGUGUUUCCAGAGGCGCCUGCAGGAGAGACUGCGACCGCAGCGGAGCGACACGCAGAACGACACGCGGCAGAGGGAGGCGUGUGUGUUUCAGGAAGAGCAGCUGCGCGUGUGUCAGGAGCGUGUGGCCGUGUUUGUGGCGUCGCUGCAGUGGGAACAUGCGGAGAAGAAAGCCAAAGUGACGGAGACACAUGCAGCCCUGCUGAAACUACAGACACUCGUCACUGCAGAGCUACACACCAGUGACGUCACACACGCCAUCCACACACACCGCCUGGCUCUGGAGGAGGCGGAGCUCCGGCUUCAGCAGGAGGCGGUGAUGUGGGAGGAGUCAGCAGAGGGGCGCGGCUGUUGCUCAGAUGAUGAUGACGAUGAUGAAGAGGACAUGUUUGCAGUGAAGGCUGACAGUGGCGUCUCGGUUCUCCUGCAGGAGGCGCUCUUCAAGAGAGAGCAGCUGCAGCGCUCGACUGACAGGUGCCAAUCAAACCUGUUUACACCUGUCAGAGUUCUGAGGAGGAAUCAGACACUCGAGCAUCACAAAGAGCGACUGCAGCUGAAGAGGCUUCAGACGUACUGUGAGCAGGAUCUGGCGUUUACAGCAGCGUUGGUCAAACAGGCUCUGAUGGCUGUUCCUGAUCUCCACAUGGUCCUGCGUCUCCUGCUGCCUACAGUACCUGAAGGAGAACUGCUGUCACUCAUAGACGCACUAGGACCCGUAGCAGGGGGAGGAUCAGGAUGCGCGUCUCUGGCAGACGGACUGAAACACGAGGUGCUGAGCAGAAAUCUGUCUCAAUCUCAACACAGAGACAGAGACAGGUUCCUAAAGAAGCGCCAGAAGCUCCUUGACAAGCUUUUGUCUGCCGGAGGUUCUGAAGACAUUCAUGAGACUCGGAGGAGACGACGGCGCGUCCGAGAUCUUCCUGUGCCGGAACCUUCCAGCCUGCAGCUGAUGGAGGAGACGGAGGCGGGCCGCAUGACGAGGGAUGAUAAUGAGGGGGUGUGUCCCGUGGGCGUGGCUCAGGACAGUUUCGUCUCUAUGAGGGAUGGUAAUGAGGGGGCGUGGCCGGUGGGUGUGGCUCAGGACAGUUUCGUCUCUAUGAGGGAUGGUAAUGAGGGGGCGUGGCCUGUGGGCGUGGCUCAGGACAGUCUCGUCUCAUCGGAGCGCCUGUUUGUUUUCCGCUGUGCUCCACCUACAGCGCAGCAGCAAACACAAAACUCUCGCUCACGCAAGAAGAAACGCAAUUUCCUGAACUUUAAGAAAGCCAGUGUGGCUCCACAACAACACACAUGACAACUACACCGCAAGGCAUUAUGGGAACAUAAUUAUAACAGUGUGUUUCUCUGUAUGUAUUGUUGUUUUAUCAUGGGCGGCUCGUCAGCGUUCUGAUGUUGGUGUCUGCUGAGAGUUGAUUGGUUGUUUCCUGUAUGCAUCCAGUGACAUCAUGUUUGUUUCUUUGUCAGUCAUUUUCCUUCAUAAACUCCCAGCGAUGGUGAAAUCAUCAGCUCAGACGAUCGGCUGGUGCGACAAAAGUACAAAUUAAAAGUCCUUUGACCCUCCAGCUUCAUAUUUACACUCAAUUUUAUUGAAAAGAAAAAGGUUUUCUAUUGAACUUAAAAAUUGAUCAUUUGAAAAGCGCCAUGAAAUUAAAUCUGUUUUUAAUUUCUGAUCCUCA
Megalobrama amblycephala (Wuchang bream) is the source of this 4428-nucleotide messenger RNA. It is a transcript of the gene evc2, whose product is annotated as limbin. The record is from RefSeq and is a predicted model, not a curated record. Gene Ontology annotation, biological process: smoothened signaling pathway. NCBI's taxonomy places the organism in Eukaryota, Metazoa, Chordata, Actinopteri, Cypriniformes, Xenocyprididae. Gene Ontology annotation, cellular component: plasma membrane protein complex; ciliary membrane. The transcript is spliced from 22 exons. The coding region runs from base 294 to 4046 and encodes 1250 amino acids.